GCCGCGGGAGCCGCAGUCGCUUCAGAACCGCUUGGCGGCGGCGGCGGCGUCGGCGGCGCGCGUGCGCUCCCGCGGCGCCCUGGACGGAGGCCGGCAGAGCGAGUCAGGGACCCUACCCCGCGGCUAGGUCGGAAACAUGAGCGGCAACAACUUGAGUGGGAACGACGAGUUUGAUGAGCAGUUGCGGAUGCAAGAAUUGUACGGAGACCCGAAGGACGGCGACCCCCAGGAAGAUCCCGGCGGAGAAGCCGAUUCUUUGGGGCAACAGCCGACUGACACCCCCUACGAGUGGGAUCUAGAUAAGAAAGCUUGGUUCCCGAAGAUCACUGAAGAUUUCAUUGCUACAUAUCAGGCCAAUUAUGGCUUCUCUAACGAUGGAGCGUCCAGCUCUACUGCAAACGUGCAAGAUGUCAGUGCCGGUAAUUCAGGGGAACCUCCUCAGAGAAAACCCCCUGAGCCUACUGAGCCCAAAAAGAAGGGAGAAAAAAGAAAGGCCGAAUCAGGUUGGUUUCAUGUCGAAGAAGACAGAAAUACAAAUGUAUAUGUGUCUGGUUUGCCUCCAGACAUUACAGUGGAUGAAUUUAUCCAGCUCAUGUCUAAAUUUGGCAUUAUUAUGAGAGAUCCUCAAACAGAAGAAUUUAAGGUCAAGCUUUACAAAGAUAAUCAAGGAAAUCUUAAAGGCGAUGGGCUUUGCUGUUAUUUGAAGAGAGAAUCCGUGGAGCUUGCAUUAAAACUUUUGGAUGAAGAUGAAAUUAGAGGCUACAAAUUACAUGUCGAGGUGGCAAAGUUUCAGCUGAAGGGGGAAUAUGAUGCCUCAAAAAAGAAGAAGAAGUGCAAAGACUACAAGAAGAAGCUGUCUAUGCAGCAAAAGCAGUUGGAUUGGAGACCUGAGAGGAAAGCUGGACCAUCCCGAAUGCGCCAUGAGCGAGUUGUCAUCAUCAAAAAUAUGUUUCAUCCUAUGGAUUUUGAGGACGAUCCAUUGGUAUUAAAUGAAAUCAGAGAAGACCUUCGAGUAGAGUGUUCAAAGUUUGGCCAAAUUAAGAAGCUCAUUCUCUUUGAUAGACAUCCAGAUGGUGUGGCCUCUGUGUCCUUCAGGGAUCCAGAGGAGGCUGAUUAUUGCAUUCACACCCUUGAUGGAAGGUGGUUUGGUGGCCGUCAGAUCACUGCCGAAGCAUGGGACGGGACUACAGACUACCAGGUGGAGGAGACCACGAGAGAAAGAGAGGAAAGGCUGAGAGGAUGGGAGGCUUUCCUCAAUGAGCCCGAGGCCAACAGAGGCUUUCGGCGUUCAAAUCUUGCCAGUGCUUCAGAAAGAGCAGGGCCUUCGAGAGUAAGGCAUUUUUCAGAGCACCCCAGUACAUCGCGAAUGAAUGCUCCAGAAGCCGCAGCUGAAAUGACAUUUGGAGCACCUGUAGACAAAAGGAAGUUUGAAAAACCAGAAGAUGGGGGAAAAUUUGAAGAAGAGGCUUCUGAAAAAGAUGCUGAUGAAGGUGGGCGUGACGAAGAGUCUGAAGAAGGCCGUCCUGAAAGAGGGUCUGAGGAAGGAUGCCAUGAAAGAGGGUCUGAAGAAGGCUGCCGUGAAAGAGGGUCCGAGGAAGGCUGCCGUGAAAGAGGGUCCGAAGAAGGCUGCCGUGAAAGAGGGUCCGAGGAAGGCUGCCGUGAAAGAGGGUCCGAGGAAGGCUGCCGUGAAAGAGGGUCCGAGGAAGGCUGCCGUGAAAGAGGGUCCGAGGAAGGCUGCCCUGAAAGAGGGUCCGAGGAAGGCUGCCGUGAAAGAGGGUCCGAGGAAGGCUGCCCUGAAAGAGGGUCUGAGGAAGGCUGCCGUGAAAGAGGGUCUGAAGAAGGCCGCCCUGAAAGGGGGUCUGAGGAAGGCUGCCCUGAAAGAGGGUCUGAAGAAGACAGUCCUGGAAAAGAGUCUGAAGAGAAUGGCUCUGAAAGAGAACCUGAACAGAAGACACUCAAAAAAGAUUCUGAAAAGAAUGGCCUUGAAAAAGAGUCUAAAGAAGACAGCCUUGAAAAGGAUUCUGAAGAUGACUCAGAAGGAGAAUCUGGAGAAGACGGCUCUGAAAAACAGUGUGAAGAUGGCUCUGAAAAAGAAUUUGAAGAAAAUGGCCUUGAAAAAGAAAUCGAUGAGGACGACUCUGAAAAAGAGUUUGAAAACAUUCUUGAAAAAGAGUUAGAAGACUCUGAAAAGUCCGAAUGUGAAGACGACGGCUCUGAGAAAGCGUGUGAUGAGGAAGGUUCCGAGAGAGAAUUUGAAGAAGAUUCAGAUGAAAAGGAAGAAGAGGAAGAUGCAGGUGAAAAAGUGUUUGAUGAUGAGUCAGAUGAAAAAGAGGAUGAAGAAAAUGCGGAUGACAAGGGGCUGGACGAUGCUGAGGAAAAGGAGGAAGACGAGGCAGAGGAAAAGUUGUUUGAGGAUGCAGACAGAAAGGGAGAUAUAGUUGAAAAGUUGUUUGAAGAUGACAAGUUGUUUGAUGAGGAUACCAGUGACAAGUUGUUCGAGCCUAAUGAGAGAGGCCCUGUGGGUUGUUUUGAGAACCCUCAAGAAGAAGAGCCCCUGUCCACAGGCAGCAGCUUUGUCCUCAGUAGUGAUGAUGAUGACGAUGACAUUUAAUCCCUUCAACUUGCUUUUUCGGGAGAUUCCUCAGUCUACAUUUGCCUCUGCUUCCGAGUAAUUAGUAGUAGUGUUACAUGAACGUGUGCGUAGUGGUAGGAUGCCGUCAGGUUAACGCGUUGAUGUUUUCACUGUUACUGUACCUGAUAAUUUUAAAUAUGUGUUAAUUGGUUCAUUUAAAAGUUCAUAGUCAUAAUGCAGGUAAACUGGAUUCUUGUCCUUUUGUCAGAUUUGUUAAAUGCAUGCAGAAUAAUAUUUUUUAAAGUAUUCUGACUGAAGUUUGUGAUAUUCAGAAAUAAAAAGUUGAUAAUAUGUAGAAACAAAAUUGGACUUGAGUUACAUUGCAUUGUAAAAUCAUGCCCUCGCUUUAUUCAUAUUAAAGUUUGGUGUUUCUAAGGACUUGCAAAUCCCUUAAGAAUCUCCCUGCUUCCAGUUUAUGUUACCGCUUACGCUCUUACUUCCCUUCUCUAAACCAGAACCUUACUAAACUCAUAAAUAACACUUUGGAGUUUUUCCCCCACCCAGUACUUGUAAGUUAGUUUUAUUUCUUUUCUUUUCUACCUCUUUCCGUUAAAAUUUACUCUUAGAUGCACAAAAGUGAAUUUCCGGAGGUCCACAGUUUCCAUUAUUGUUGAAGAUGUAGAGGGAAAUUAGAAUUCUAUUGUGUACUGUUUCUUAACCUUUUGGGGGCCCCUUUAGUAUUUGAUUAAUUAUGGAACCUUUCCCCAGAAAAAAAUGUAUAUACACACACGUAUUACACAACUUCCUAUGUACAGUCUAAGGUUCAUGGGUCCCCUGAAGUUUAAGAACUUUUGUAAUGCUGACUUCAGUUUUCUGCUUUUGUUUUAGAAUCACAGCGCUAAAUUGUGUAGUCCCAGUAGAAUUUGGGGUCUUGAUCUGUGCUUUCCAAAUUCAGUAUUGGUGAAUUUACUUCUGAUGUAGAAUUCAGACGUUAGUCUCCUAAAUUAGAAGUGUUAAAAUAAACUGCAUUGCUGCUUUUCA
This is a messenger RNA of Loxodonta africana (African savanna elephant), 3613 nucleotides long. RefSeq names its product HIV-1 Tat specific factor 1 (gene HTATSF1). The record is from RefSeq and is a predicted model, not a curated record. Gene Ontology annotation, biological process: mRNA splicing, via spliceosome. Gene Ontology annotation, cellular component: U2-type spliceosomal complex; U2 snRNP. The transcript is spliced from 10 exons. The coding region runs from base 137 to 2611 and encodes 824 amino acids. Gene Ontology annotation, molecular function: RNA binding. Lineage: Eukaryota; Metazoa; Chordata; Mammalia; Proboscidea; Elephantidae.